Messenger RNA from Naegleria fowleri, 294 nucleotides. RefSeq lists its product as uncharacterized. The transcript has a single exon. The coding region runs from base 1 to 294 and encodes 97 amino acids. The record is from RefSeq and is a predicted model, not a curated record. Lineage: Eukaryota; Heterolobosea; Eutetramitea; Acrasida; Naegleriidae.
AUGAAACCAGAAUUCACAGUUACUUUUUGUGAGAAUUGUGAUGGAGGUACUCAAGAAGAAUCCACAGCUAUUCAGGCCAUACGGCAAGUCUUUCCCGAUGCGAGUAUCAAGUCGGUGUGUCUCGAUGAGUAUCCCAUCUUUGUGAAAAUUGAAGCAAAAACUUCGGAUCAACAAGAACCAAAAACAAUUUUCCAAUCCCAUCAACGAAAUCUAUUCCGUAAAUAUCCUGAUCUUAGAGAAGAAUCCAUCAAGAAGAUUGUGAAAGCUUGUCAGGAAUUAGUAAAAGAAGAAUAA